Molecule: messenger RNA, 1228 nt
Organism: Xenopus tropicalis (tropical clawed frog)
Lineage: Eukaryota; Metazoa; Chordata; Amphibia; Anura; Pipidae
Product: immunoglobulin superfamily member 6
Exons: 6
Coding region: 119-841 (240 amino acids)
Source: RefSeq, a predicted model, not a curated record
ACUGGGGAGAAGUGGCCAUACAAUCUCACUGCCUUCUCCUCCAGUGAGACACAAGCAGGAAGUUUCUCAACCCCCUGACAGACUUUGCAAUCAGAGAACGUAUUUCCCCUUUCUCCAAAUGAACCCUGCGAUAGAAAUGGCUCUGCAAGGCUUCCAAGUCUACCUUGUGUUUCAGCUGCUCUUGGCUUGUUGCUAUUGUGAUGCUGCUGAAGGCUGCACCGUGACAAUGGAAGAAGGAGGUGUGAAUAGAGAGCACCUGGUCUUGGAGAACAUUACCUUGUGGUGCAGUUUUACACAAACCAACUGCCAAAGCGGAAUUGAUUUAUACUGGUUUCGCUGCUUUGCUUCUCAUUGUGAGGAAAUCUGUUCUAACACCUGCAUAAAUGAGCGGUUUAAAGUAUUACCAAGCGGCAAAGGAUCCAGAAGUUUCACUUCAACAAAAUCCAUUCUGAGUAUAGCCAGCUUGCAUGCUAGUGACAGUGCAAUAUACAUCUGUGGUGCAGGAGGCAGAAAGGACAACAUCAACUCUAUGGGGCAUGGGACUACACUGGUAGUAAGAGAGCAAGAACAAAGCAUCGUCACAACUGGAUGUGCUGUCCUGAUCGUCUUUUGUGUGCUGCUCUUUCUAUACAACGUUGCUGUAUUUUCAAUUUACGCUUACAGAUCAAAGCUGAAGAUAUUUAAAGAACCAAAAACCGAAGAAAAAGAGGAUGGAAGUAAAAAUAAAAGUUACAGACGACAACGGAUUUUCCAAGCCAUAGCACAGGAAUAUCAUAAAAGAUACCCACGAAAAUCAAUUAAUCCGAACUCAGUGGAUGAUGCCAUCUACCAGAACACAUAGGAUCCACAGUACACACUGGACUCCUCACAAGAACACCCUUAGUUAAAGCAACACAAACACUGCACUUUGUGAGCUCUCUCUCUUCGGGACUAUAUUUUUACAGGACUGGGCUGCAUUUUAUUAAAGCCUGAAAAAGUUGUGUGGAAGAUAAAGAAAACCUAAAGAUGGAUUUUGUGAAAUAUAGAAUAUUAUCAAUGUAUCAUCCCCUAUCAUUUCUUAUAUAAUAUAUAUAUAUAUAGUUUUUGAAGAGUGCGCCAAGGCUCAUUAAAAUUUGUCAUGUACAACCUACUUGUGUUGUAUUUAGUGUCCCCUUAGACUUCCACAACCCUUUAAAAGCACUUCCCCAGAAUGUAACCAAUACACUGAAGAAUAACCCAUGUUUAUUAA